UGGUUGUGAGUACAACCGAUAACGAAGUAGAGGUUCGCGCGAAAGCCCGCAGUUCAGGUUUAGUUUCAGUUCAAGAUUCACAAUUUACCUAUUCCAUAUUAUCCUUGCAUUACAUUAAUAAAUAUUUAUUUAGUGAGUUAAAAGAACGAAAAGUUGUAAAAAUGGUAAAACCUUUGGAAAAAGCUGGUUGCUUGGAACUUCGCACCGCUGGUUUAAUUAUUGGCUGGCUAGGAGUGUUUGGAAGCAUUUUGUAUUUUUGUAUAGCGACUGUUACUUUGGUAAAAGCGGUUAAGGAGGCUGAUUAUGUGGCAGCAGAAAAUGGCGAAGUGGCAAGAUCACAUGACCAAACCGAAUCUGCAGUUUUCGUACUUGGCGGUACCCUAAUCGGUGUUUUAAUCUUGGGUGCUGUGGUAUCAGGGUUACUUAUAUACGGAAUCAACCAGAACCGACAUUCUAUGUUGCUACCCUGGUUGGUGUUAAGUACUUUUAGCCUUGUACUCAGCUAUUUCCAAUUGUUGGGAGCCUUGUUUGACUUUGUUGCUUUUUCACACAGCUUUCCACUCUUCUUCUACCAAGUUAUUUCUACUGGUCUAAAUAGCUACAUUUAUUAUGUAAUAUACUCACUAUACACACAUAUGAAAAUGGAUAGCGGAAAGGGUCGCGUAUUAACUCCAGCACAAGCAGCAGCAGUACCAUUGCAACCUGCAUAUUCUAACUAUGAUAAAGUCUGAGUUCGGGAGAAUUCCGUCUUUGCUGUGCGUGUAUGGGAACUACCCAAUAGCAAUUCGCGUCACCAUAAAAGGAUGCCAAAUACCAGAAUAUACAUAUACUAUUGAUGUUUAGUUACAGUUCCAAUAUCUAUAUUAUAAGACAAGUUGCCUUUACUUACGGAAAAUUCGCGUUUAUUCAACGCUUUUUUAUAACUUAAAACCUAACUAAAACAAAUAAUAAAAAUACUCAAGAUGUUCCUUGCCAACAACUAUUUUGCCAAUAAAUAAUAUUAAUCAAUAAA
This is a messenger RNA of Drosophila albomicans, 1012 nucleotides long. RefSeq lists its product as uncharacterized. The coding region runs from base 162 to 731 and encodes 189 amino acids. Lineage: Eukaryota; Metazoa; Arthropoda; Insecta; Diptera; Drosophilidae. The record is from RefSeq and is a predicted model, not a curated record. The transcript is spliced from 4 exons.